GGUUACCAGGGUAUGGUGGAUGGUGGGAAAUACAUUGUGGAAGCCAAUUGGCAAGAUGUCUCGAGCAUCUUGCAAGUGGGUGGGACAGUUAUUGGAAGCGCACGCUGUAAAGAAUUUCGUACCCGCGAGGGUCGUCUCCGGGCUGCCAACAACCUCAUCCAGCAUGGCAUAACAAACUUGUGUGUGAUUGGUGGAGAUGGUAGCUUAACUGGCGCAAAUUUUUUCCGUCAAGAAUGGCAAGGAUUACUGCAGGAGCUCAUUCAGCAAGGUAAAAUCGAUAAAGCAGCAGCUCAGAAGUACAGCCACUUAAACAUAGUAGGCAUGGUUGGAUCGAUUGACAAUGAUUUCUGUGGAACAGAUAUGACCAUCGGUACAGACUCUGCUUUGCACCGGAUUAUUGAAGUGGUGGAUGCCAUCAUGACCACUGCUCAGAGUCAUCAGAGGACAUUUGUGCUGGAAGUGAUGGGUAGACAUUGCGGAUACCUAGCUCUAGUAAGUGCCUUGGCCUGCGGUGCAGACUGGGUUUUCAUCCCUGAAAGCCCUCCAGCAGACGGCUGGGAGGAUCAGAUGUGCCAGAAACUCUCAGAGAGCCGCUCCCGGGGCACCAGGUUGAACAUUAUCAUAGUUGCAGAAGGAGCCAUUGACAGACACAGAAAGGCAAUUCCUUCCAGUGUUGUUAAGGAUAACCGUGCCCGAAAGAAAAGGCUGAAUAUUAUAAUUAUAUCGGAAGGGGCAAUAGAUUGUUACAACAAACCUAUAACCUCUGACAUGAUUAAGGAUCUUGUAGUCAAACGAUUGGGAUUUGACACACGUGUGACCAUCUUGGGGCAUGUCCAGCGAGGUGGUACGCCUUCUGCAUUUGAUCGAAUCCUGGCCAGCAGGAUGGGAGUAGAAGCUGUAGUUGCCUUGUUAGAAGCUUCACCAGAGACACCAGCCUGUGUUGUUUCACUUUCUGGGAAUCAAGCCAUCCGAGUCCCCCUAAUGGAGUGCGUACAGAUGACUCAAGAAGUCCAAAAGGCUAUGGAUGAAGGGAAGUUUGAUUCAGCAGUGAAACUGCGAGGCAGGAGUUUUGAGAACAAUUUAAGGACUUAUAAGUUAUUGGUACACAAGAAACCGGAUAAUGAGCAGACACGCAGCAACUUCAAUGUGGCAGUCCUGAACGUGGGUGCCCCGGCAGCUGGCAUGAAUGCAGCUGUUCGUUCUGCAGUGAGGACUGGCAUCUCCCAAGGUCACACGAUGUUUGCAGUUGCUGAUGGGUUUGAGGGUUUCAUAAAAGGGCAGAUCAAAGAAAUUAAAUGGAGCGAUGUUGGAGGCUGGACAGGUCAAGGUGGUUCGCUUUUGGGUACUAAACGUACCCUUCCCGUAAAGAAUGCAGAAGCCAUUGCUGAGCAAAUACGUUUGCAUAAUAUCAAUGCUCUUCUGCUUAUUGGUGGCUUUGAGGCAUACCUGGGACUUUUGGAACUGUCAGCUGCACGUGCCAAGUAUGAUGAGUUCUGUAUCCCCAUGGUUAUGGUUCCUGCCACUGUCUCCAACAAUGUACCUGGCUCAGACUUCAGCAUUGGUGCAGAUACUGCCCUGAACGCUAUAACUGAUACGUGUGAUCGCAUCAAGCAGUCAGCGAGUGGAACAAAACGUCGAGUAUUCAUUAUUGAGACAAUGGGAGGCUACUGUGGUUACCUAGCGAGCAUGAGUGGCCUUUCUGCUGGUGCUGACGUUGCUUACAUCUUUGAGGAGAAAUUUGAUAUACGAGAGUUACAGUCUAAUGUUGAACACUUAACAGAAAAGAUGAAAACAAAUAUCCAACGGGGUUUAGUACUCAGAAAUGAAAACUGUAAUGAAAAUUACACAACAGACUUCAUCUACCAGUUAUACAGUGAAGAAGGAAAAGGGGUGUUUGACUGCCGGAAAAAUGUCCUGGGUCAUAUGCAGCAGGGUGGAUCACCAUCUCCAUUUGAUAGAAACUUUGGAACUAAGAUUUCUGCCAAAGCCAUGCAAUGGAUCACAAAUAAACUAACAGAAACCUACAGACAAGAUGAAGGUCGUGUAUUUGCAAAUAGUGCAGACAGUGCAUGUGUACUGGGCAUGCGUAGACGGACCUUGGUGUUCCAGCCUGUGACAGAGCUGCAGGAAGAGACUGAUUUUAAGCAUCGAAUUCCAAAGGAGCAAUGGUGGCUGAAGCUCCGCCCACUGAUGAAGAUUCUAGCUAAAUACAAGGCCAGCCUUGAUGUGUCAGAUGCUGGGCAAAUGGAGCAUGUCAACCGUCGCCUUACACAAGAUUCUCAUCAUUUUAUUGCUAUUUAAAAUUGUGUCAGAAAGACCCAUCAGAUAUGCAUCUGGCUCAAGUAGUCUAAAAGCCGCUAGUGUUUAUAUGGCUCAGCAGAGAAUAAUUGUGAGUUCCGUUUUUUCUGUACCAGUUAAGUGUGUUGUACCAUCAAUUUAGAUUGAAAUAAAAGCAGCCAUCCUGUAACGUCCCUACACAUUUGUUCUAGCUAUUCCCAGUUAUCAGUACCAAGCAGAAAAAUUGGUUUAUUAAUAGUCAAUCCACAUAAAUUGCCUUGUUUGCAUGGAGAAAACAAAUAAACAUAAAACAUUGCUUUUCAUUGCACAGCAUUUCUAUAUUUAUUGUGUAGAUCACCUGUAGAAGAGGCAAUAUAAUUUUGUGAAAGAGAUUCAAAGAUAUAUUUAUGUGAUGAAUGCAAUGAAUGUGGUGUAGUGAAGUGAAUAUAUUGUUUAUUUUCCUCCAGCUUUAAAUAAAAUUGCUAUGGCUGGUCCUACAGAAAA
Molecule: messenger RNA, 2781 nt
Organism: Chiloscyllium plagiosum (whitespotted bambooshark)
Lineage: Eukaryota; Metazoa; Chordata; Chondrichthyes; Orectolobiformes; Hemiscylliidae
Source: RefSeq, a predicted model, not a curated record